UCUGUGAGAACAAUGGCAGGACAGGAGGUUUCACAAGCGUGUGGUUUGACUGUUUACUGAGAUGUCGCGGUCCAUACGCCUCGGCACGGAGAUAACGCAAGCCGCGGGCUGCCAGCUCUCACAAAAGGGAGAGAGGCUGUUUGUCCCCAUAACUGCCUCCUUGUCACCAUGCUGCCAGCCUGACCAGACUGUGGUCGCCACUAUCUCUCCUUCUGGGUCUGGGUCUGGUUCUGGACCACAGUGAAGUCUGAACUGAAACAGUUGUUACCAUGGCAUCACUGCUGACCAAAGUUAUUGGGAUAAUGUUAGCGUUUGUUUUUGAUCCUGAAAACGCUGUGAGGUCCUCCCCCUGUGCUCAGGUCUGGGUUCCAGCAAACACUGUGCAUCUGGGGUCCUCCGUCUCUGCCACCUGCAUCCUGAGCGACGACUGCCCCCUGGCACAGGGCCAGGACGUGCAGGUCGCGUGGCGUCUCAAUGGGCGGCACCUUCCUGCGGGACGGCCAGCCAAUCAGAGCGCACGGAGCUACGACGUGGUCGUGCCCAGCUUCACGGACGCCUGGGGGGACCUAACAUGCUGUGUCCACACUGAGACAGAGUGUCAGGAGGUGGCAGGGGUGAAAGUCCAAGCGGGAUACCUGCCGUCGCCCCCCCGCAACCUGAGCUGCGUCACCAACCUUACAAGGCCGUGCACCCUCACCUGCGAGUGGACACCAGGGCCGGAUAGCCUGCUGCCCACGGCCUACACCCUGCACACAGAGAUAAGGCACUCCAGAACAGAGAGGAAGACUUACACUUUGCCGGAAGGGGUGCACGCCUACACCAUCCCGCGAGUCGACUUCGCUUUCUUCUGUGAGAUGCGCAUAUCUGUCACUGCCACAAACGCCCUGGGUCAGGCCUCAUCCGAGCCACUGCUCCUGGACCCCAUGGAGAACGCCCAGUUCGACCCCCCCGAGGUGCUGCAAGUGUGGGCAGAGCCUCAGAGGGAGGGUUGCCUGAAGAUACGAUGGAAGCUCUCCGACGACCAGGCGUGGGUGGUGAACGUGGCCGUAGAUAUAAGCCUGAAAGCCGGGGACAGCCAGCUGUGGACCUCGGCAACGAAGCGCGUGCAGGACCCGCUCGUCCCAGAGAUGGUGGAGCGGUGCCGCCUGCUCCAUGGCACGGAAUACCAUGCCCAAGCGAGGGUGAGUUACCCUCCGGGCCCCUGGAGCGCGUGGAGCAAACCGCUGGCAGGCACCACCCCUGAGAAAGUUCCUACGGGUCGUCUCGCCACGUGGCUGAAGGUCUUCGGGGAACAAUCCGGGGCGCAAUCUGCACUGCUCUUCUGGAAGCCAUCGGACCAGUUCCGAGCCAACGGCAGGAACGUGUCUUACCACGUCUUGCUUAAGUGGCCUCCGGGCAGGUGGAGGCAUGAUGUGCUCUGCGACACGCCGCACGGCCACUGUGCUUUCAGCCUACCCCAGGGGGCAACAAGGGUGUGCAUCACAGCCAGCAACUCUGCGGGAGAGUCUGUGCCCAUGUGUUUGCCCGUAUACCGGCACACAGGCCUGGAACCCGUCUCCGGUCUCAGCGCCUCUCCCACUGGGGACAACGGCCUCCUAGUCAGCUGGGUGGCCCCAAGCUCUUCUGGUCUGCUUGGGUUUACAGUUGAAUGGAGCCCACUCUUGGAGACAAACCCAGUCUUUCUCUCUUUCGACGUGGCUGCAAAGAGCGAAUCCAGUUUCCUCAUCACAGAUCUAAUCGAGCCAUACCGGCCCUACAAGAUCUCAGUGUAUUCCAGAUAUGAUGAAGGAAUAGGUGCCCCGCGCACAGUGGAAGCCUACACCCUGGAGAAAGCACCCUCCGAAGCCCCUGAGCUGCAGGCCAUGGUGAUGCGACACACGAGCGUGGAGCUGACCUGGAACGACAUCCCACUGGAGCAGCGAAACGGGAUCGUCAGUUAUACCAUACACUACUGGAAUGAAGAGGAGCAAAAAGAAGCUGUGAGCAUCAAGCCGACCAACAGGAAGCUGAUCCUGAAAGACCUGAAGCCGCUGUCCAUGUACAAAGUCCUCAUCCAGGCCAGCACAAAUGGCGGAAGCUGCAACGGAACCAUCCUGACCUUCAAGACCGAAGAAACAGACUUCUGGGACAUCACAAUGAGCGCCUUUCUCAUCGGCACUCUUCUCCUACUGCCUAUUUCCACCACUUCCGUCAUCUGUUUCAAGAAGCGCAAGAGGCUGAAGAUGCGACUUUGGCCAGUGGUGCCGGACCCAGCCAACAGUAGCAUCAGGGACUGGAAGGACGCCGGCACGCUUCAGAAGGACAGUCAUCGUAAACAGGACAUCCAUGAAGCUUCACCUGUGAACCUUUCGUGGUUCAACCUCCUGGAUAUCCCGGAUAAGGACGACAGUGAGGCGGAGGAGAGCUGCCAGCCAGGUGGCGUGAAAGCCGGCGACGCUGACCACUGCCCGGAGGUGCAUCCCAGCCCAGGUGGAGACCCAUCGCCUAGGGACUCGGUCCCUUAUGUCACUGUGGUCUUCAGCAGCCCAUACAGGAGUCAGGCACAGAGCCCGCCCCAGGCCUACCUGAGGUCUGAGUCCACACAGCCUCUCCUAGGGGACGGACCAUCCAGCCCAACACCAUCUCAGGAAGAUGGAGCAGAGUCAGGGUCCUUCUCUGAAUGCGGUGGGGAGCUGUGCACUCACAAGGGAGGCUGUGUGUCAUGGGGCGACUUCCCGAUGCUGGGGGCACUAGAGACACACAACGCUGAUCCAUUGGACUGAGGCCUAAGUCAUAUUGGAUUUGUAACAGGAUUGCAACCGAUUAAUAACCUCCCAUUUUCAUAACCAAGUACAUUAAAGAUCCAUGGAGUGAUUCUUGUCAAGAAAGAUAAGACUAUGAAUGUAAUGUAUAUUUUUGUUACACGUUUUUGAUAUGUCUAUGUACAGAUUUUUUUCACAAGGAAAAUGCCUCAACUUUACAGAAGUAUCGAGAUAAUUUUUAUACGUAUUAUUUUGAACAGAUGGUUUAUUUACACUGAAUUGGUAUAUGAAUAUCUGCAUAUAUACUUACAUAUAAGUGUGUUUCCUAUUUGUCUGGUGCAUAUUUGUAAUACAUUUUAAAAAUAAAAAUAU
Molecule: messenger RNA, 3113 nt
Organism: Brienomyrus brachyistius
Lineage: Eukaryota; Metazoa; Chordata; Actinopteri; Osteoglossiformes; Mormyridae
Gene: csf3r
Product: colony stimulating factor 3 receptor (granulocyte)
Exons: 16
Coding region: 270-2762 (830 amino acids)
Biological process (GO): cytokine-mediated signaling pathway
Cellular component (GO): external side of plasma membrane; membrane
Molecular function (GO): protein binding; cytokine receptor activity
Source: RefSeq, a predicted model, not a curated record